Molecule: messenger RNA, 540 nt
Organism: Prunus armeniaca (apricot)
Lineage: Eukaryota; Viridiplantae; Streptophyta; Magnoliopsida; Rosales; Rosaceae
Source: the annotation of a GenBank genome assembly
AUGGAAGCGAGAAUGAGAGUGAAGAUGAGAGGGAUGAGAGGGGAGGAGGAAGGAAUGAGUAAGGCCCAUAGUGGUAGUGAUGGAGUGGAGGUGGUGGUGGUAGGGAUGGCGCUUGUGGAUGUGGUGGUGCAUGGUGGUGGUGGUGGUGGUGGUGGUUGUGGAGGUGGUGGUGGAUGUGGAGGUUUUGAAAGAGGUGGUGGUUGUGGUGGUGGUGGAGGUGAAGGUGGAGUUGGUGGUGGUGGUUGUGGUGGAGGUGGAAGUGAAGGUGGAGUUGGUGGUGGUGAUGGAGUUGGUGGUGGUGGAGGAGGUGGUGGUGGUGGCGGUGGUGGUGGCGGUGGCGAUGGUGGUGGUUGUGGAGGUAGUGAAUGUGGUGGUGUAAGUGGUGGAGUUGGAUGUGGAAGUGGAGGUGGAAGUGGAAACAGAUGUGGAUCCAGGGCAGCCGAACUCGCAGAAGGAAGAUUUCAAAGCGGAUCGAACCAGAAACCAAUGGCGUUGAUCAAGAAAUUGCGAAAGGGCGUAUGCAAAGCUAUCAGUUUCUGA